This is a messenger RNA of Megachile rotundata (alfalfa leafcutting bee), 1183 nucleotides long. RefSeq names its product charged multivesicular body protein 1 (gene Chmp1). Gene Ontology annotation, biological process: vacuolar transport. NCBI's taxonomy places the organism in Eukaryota, Metazoa, Arthropoda, Insecta, Hymenoptera, Megachilidae. The record is from RefSeq and is a predicted model, not a curated record.
AAUUUUGUGUUAUUACGCACUUCGAAAAUAUAUACAGUUUUCGCCAUCUUGCGGUAAAGUAAUAGACUGUAAUCAAAAUAUGAAGCUGUACCACAGUAGAUAUGGUAGUUUCUGUUCUGAAGAAACAUUUUCAUCCUGUCCAUCUACAAAAAUUUAAUUGUCAUAUGUUCUAAGUAUAUUGUCAGCUUGACGAUUAGUAAUAGCACUCAAUGAUUUUACUUUAUAGUACUUAUGUUACAUUUCUCAGAAAUAAUCGUAGUUGAAAAUUCGUGUUCAUGGUGGUUGUCAUACUAGUUACACUGAAAUUUAAAUGACAAUCAGUUUGAUCAAAUCGUGAUAUUAAUACGUAUCGGAUCUUUCGUAAACAAGGAAGGUUGAAUUUGUUAUUUAAGACGUUUAUUUUUUUUAAAUUUUACCACAACGGGGGCCGAACAGUCAAUAAUGUCCGUCUCUCAGAUGGAAAAAAACUUGUUUAAUCUUAAGUUUGCCGUGAAAGAGUUGGAAAGAAAUUCAAAAAAAUGUGAGAAGGAGGAGAAAGUCGAGAAAGCCAAAAUAAAGAAGGCAAUACAAAAAGGUAAUAUGGAAGGUGCUCGUAUCCAUGCUGAAAAUGCAAUUCGUCAAAAAAAUCAAGCAUUGAAUUAUUUGCGCAUGAGUGCAAGGGUCGAUGCUGUAGCUAGUAGAGUACAGACUGCUUUAACUACACGUAAAGUUACUCAAUCAAUGGCUGGAGUAGUUAAAGCUAUGGACGCAGCAAUGAAAUCUAUGAAUUUAGAAAAGAUUUCAGGUUUAAUGGAUAAAUUCGAAAGUCAGUUUGAGGACUUAGAUGUACAGAGUUCAUACAUGGAAAAUGCUAUGUCUCAAACUACAACUACAAAUGUUCCACAAAAUGAUGUUGACAAUUUAUUACAACAAGUAGCAGAUGAAGCUGGUCUAGAAUUGAAUAUGGAAUUACCAUCUGGUCAAUUAAGUACUAUAGGGUCUUCUACUGUUAGUCAAGAACAGGAUGAGCUUACACAACGAUUAGCAAGACUUCGUGAAUAGUAAUAUAUACAUUAUUAUUACAUCAUAGGUACAUAAUAAAUGGAAAAUUUAAUUGAUGCUUACGUACUAUAACCAGCAUUAACUUGUUAAAAACAAAAAACAAAGAAACAUUUUUUAAAACGCACUUUAUGAUCUUAAAAAU